AUGAAGGCAAAUUUCGCUCUCGCAGGAAAGCUUGCUUUGCUGCUGACGCCACUGCAUAAGAUCAGGCAUUCAGCCACCAUAUCAGCAUUCAAAAGCGGUCUUCGUCGCACGACCAAGAAAUGCCGGACUACGAACAUCGAGAAGGAUGGAUCUGACGCCGCAGACAAGGACUCAUCCUCAGAAAAACAAAGAUCCGAAGCGUCUCAGUCUCAAACCGGCGGCUACGCUGUAGACUCAGCGCAAAGUCUCAUACCCGAAACCGAGCCAGAUGAAGGAGACGCUCCGGUCAUGUCGCUCGACGAUCUCCCAGACGUCUCAAACCCAGAAGUGGAUAUACUUCACUACAACUUCACCAUGUCCAAAAUGCAGUUCGAAGAUGCACAGCAAAUGUUUCUCGCCCGAGAAACAAAAUUUGACCAAGAGCUCCAGGAACGCGCUGAAAGACUGAACUCCGGUGAAGAAGUCGAGACAAUAACUGAGCUCGAUAUGCGACAGCUACAGGAAUCCAGGCGCUUAACCAGCUGGCUCAUCGAAGCAGAGAAGAAAUACGAUAACGCCAAGUUAGCCCUUUGCGAGGCUGGUGUUCAACCGCUAGGCUCAAACAUCGCGUCUGGUUUCAUCGAUGACGUUGACGAUGGUUAUCGUAUCAGCGAAGAAAAGGCUUGGAUUGUGACUGCGAACUCGAGUCGCUUGCGACAGUGGCUCAGCAAUAUUCCCGACCAGAUCGAGGAUUCAGAGACUGCUGAAGAUCUUCGAGAGAGAGAUUUAGAUCCGUGGACGGCUGAAGAGGUUGAAAUUUGCGAUAGUUGGAGCAUGGUCGCAGACGGAGCUGAAAGGAGACGAAUUGACCGAUGGCGGUCUUUGGUGGAUGCGAUGGCCGUAGGACAGGGUUCGCAAGUCGAUGAGUAG
Messenger RNA from Pseudocercospora fijiensis CIRAD86, 909 nucleotides. RefSeq lists its product as uncharacterized. NCBI's taxonomy places the organism in Eukaryota, Fungi, Ascomycota, Dothideomycetes, Mycosphaerellales, Mycosphaerellaceae. The transcript has a single exon. The coding region runs from base 1 to 909 and encodes 302 amino acids. The record is from RefSeq and is a predicted model, not a curated record.